Echinops telfairi (small Madagascar hedgehog) is the source of this 3436-nucleotide messenger RNA. RefSeq names its product synaptopodin (gene SYNPO). Gene Ontology annotation, molecular function: actin binding. Gene Ontology annotation, cellular component: actin cytoskeleton; nucleus; Z disc. Bases 1 to 2751 code for a protein of 916 amino acids. NCBI's taxonomy places the organism in Eukaryota, Metazoa, Chordata, Mammalia, Afrosoricida, Tenrecidae. Gene Ontology annotation, biological process: positive regulation of actin filament bundle assembly; spine apparatus assembly; modification of dendritic spine. The transcript has 2 exons. The record is from RefSeq and is a predicted model, not a curated record.
AUGCUGGGCCCCCACCUCGCAUCGCCACCUCUGGGGCUCAGUGAAGGAGGGCCCUCUCCCUGUUCUUUUCGAAUCCCCGAUGGGAGCUACAGGUGCCUGGCCCUAGAGAUGGAGGACAGUGGUGGUGAGGAGGGCCUGCAGGGAGAGGCAGGGCUCACGGACCUGGAGGAGGAUGGGGAGGCCAGCAGGAGUCGGGGCAAGUCCAUCUGCACAACUGCCCAAGGGACACUGCAGCUGCCCAGACUCCUGGACAUCCGGCCGCCCAGCUGCUCUAGGAAGGCAAGAGGGGGCGCCCAGCAUGACAACAGGACCAGUCAGGACUGGGACAUGGUGAAGUCCCGGCAGGUGCUGGCAGCUGGCCCCGGCCCCAGAGUGGCCCAGAAACCAGCGCUGGGCCGGAGCACUAGCCUCACCGACAAGGAUCUGAACGAGGCCAAGGCACGGAGUCAGCAGAUCGCAGCACAGCUCAGCACUCCACCCAGCUCCAACUCACGGGGCGUCCAACUCUUCAACAGGCGCCGGCAGAGGGUGAACGAGUUCACCUUGGAGAGCCACGGCCAGAGAAGACCCGAACCCAGCUCCCAGCGCCUCAGUGUGCCCCCUGCCAGCCCCACAGGCCAUGCGCAGGGGUUCAGCCUGAGGCCCACAGUACGCCCCAAACCAGGCAGUCCCAGCAAAGCCCACCCUCCAAGUCCUGGCACAGGGCUCCCGGGUCCCAGCAUGGAGGGGUGCUCAGAGGAGGCCAGCUUGCUGCGGCACCUGGAGAAGGUGGCCAGUGAGGAGGAGGAAGUGCCGCUGGUGGUUUAUUUAAAGGAGAACGCAGCCCUGCUGACGGCCAAUGGGCUUCACCUGUCCCAGAACCGUGAGGCCCAGCAGGCCCCACCAACUCCACCUCCAGCUGAAGUUCAGAGCCCAGCCGCAGACAUCAACCAGAACCUCCCCUCCCCUGAGGCCAUGCUCACGGCUCCAGCUUCUGACAGCAAUCACAGCCCACCAGCCCCGGAUAUCAACCAGAACCCCCCGGCUGCUGUGGGGCCUCACCACGUGGCACCUUCUAGUGCCCAACAGAACUCCUUAGAGGAGCAGCUGCCUCAAAAUGGCACCGUGCCGGGCACCGAGCCCAGGCCCCUGUGUGCUGGAGGGCCAGAAAUGAAGUCCAGCACCCUCAUCAUCGAUAAGGUGUCCGCUCCACCUUCUACCACCCCCCCCUGCUCCAGGGACACCGCUCCCAUCCCUAGCUCAGAGGCUUCCACCCCAGAGUUCAUGUCCAGCUCCCUGCUCAUUGACAUCCAGCCCAGACAAGCAGCGACACCUGAGGAACAUGACCUUUCUGGGCGGGCAGCCCCCACCACGCCCACCAAGCAGUAUAGUGAGGUCCACCUCACGCUGGCCAAGUCCCCGUCAGUGGUCAAUAGGACGGCCAGGCCCUUUGGGAUCCAGGGACCAGGGGCUACCAGCCAGAUGGAACGAAGCCCCAUGGUGGAGAGACGGCAUCUCGGGGGGAAGGGCCCAGCCUCCCAGCCCCCAGCCAUGGCCGACAGAAGCCCCCGGCCACAGAGGCACGUGAUGGCCUACAGCCCCAUGAUGGAGAGGAGGCCCUUGGUGCAAAGAAGCCCAGCUUUGGAGAGACGGCCCUUGGGGAACUUCACCCCGCCCCCCACCUACGCCGAGACUUUGUCCGCAGCCCCCCUGGCUUCUCGGGUGAGGUCUCCCCCCUCUUAUUCUGCUCUAUACCCCGGCUCUGACCCUCAGCCUUCUCGUCCGAAGGGCCAGGCAGCCCCCGCCAACAAGACAGGCAUCCUGGAGGAGUCGAUGAUACGCCGGAGUGGCCGGAAGUCCAUGUUCACCUUCGUGGAGAAGCCCAAGGUGACCCCGAACCCAGACCUGCUGGAUCUGGUGCAGACAGCCGACGAGAAGCGCAGGCAGAGGGACCAGGGGGAGGCGGGCGUGGAGGAGGAGCCCUUUGCGCUGGGGGCUGAGGCCUCCAACUUCCAGCAGGAGCCGGCGCCCCGGGACAGGGCCAGCCCCGCGGCCUGCGAGGCCCCGCCGGAGUGGGCCUCCUGCCUCAAGUCCCCCCGCAUCCAGGCCAAGCCGAAGCCCAGGCCCAACCAGAACCUCUCCGAGGCGUCCGGGAAGGGGGCUGAGCUGUACGCGCGCCGCCAGUCGCGGAUGGAGAAGUAUGUCGUGGAGUCUACGGGGCACCCCACCACCACCGCCGCCGAGCGCGCCCGCUGCCCGUCGCCCACCAUGUCCCUGCCCUCCUCCUGGAAGUACACCACGAGCCCCGGGGCCCUGCGGGUGGCCCGGACGCCGCCGGCCUCCCUCUAUCACGGCUACCUGCCCGAGAACGGGGUCCUGCGCCCCGAGCCCAGCAAGCAGCCUCCGUACCAGAUGCGGCCCUCGCUCUUCGCCCUCUCGCCCAUCAAGGAACCCGCCCGCGCCUCUCCACGAGCCGCCUCGCCAGCCAAGCCCAACUCCCUGGACCUGGUGCCCAGCCUGCCCAAGGCGGGGACUCCAGCAUCUCCCGCCCUGCCAAGGCCCUCCCGCUCCUCACCGGGGCUCUACACCUCGCCGGGCCACGAGGGCCUUCAGCCCACCACCGGGAGCCCCACCUACAGCAGCGAUAUCUCCCCCGUGUCGCCCUCCAGGGCGUGGUCCCCUCGGGCCAAGCAAGCCCCACGGCCCUCCUUCUCCACUCGGAACGCGGGCAUCGAGGCACAGGUGUGGAAGCCUUCCUUCUACUUCAAGUAGCCGGACACCCCCUCCCCCCGGGGGUCCCUAUGCCAGCCCCUGCCGGGGGCCUCCCUCUGAAGGCCGGAUGGUGGAGAUAGAACCUGCCAGAAGGCCCAGGGCCGGUCAGGUAUAUGGGAGCCUGAGAUUCCCAGGUCGGAUGCUGCCGCCAGCCAGCUUGGAGGCCUGGGGCAAGUCUCCCCAGUCCGGCCUCUCCUACCAGCCUGGGGAUUGAACCCUACAUCUGAGGGAUUGCUGACCCCUUCUGUUUCUGAGUGAGGAGAGGGGCCCCUGAGGAGCCAACUCCCUGCCAGGCCCGCAUGAGACUGAGAGGGUGUCCUCUGACCUUCGGGAGCUGGAGGGGUGCGGGGUCUGACCACAGCGUCUUGCUGGGGAAGUGCCUGAGGAGGCCCUAAUUGGCUUUGGCAGCAAGCAGAGCCUGCCAGGCCUGUGAAAUGAUGGGCUGCCCGCGAGGGACCUCCCCCACUGUGAGCCAGCCUCCCGGUGGCAUCUUUCUGCCUCUGCUGGAUUCUCACCUCCACAGGCCUCUCUUCCACCUCUGCCUUCUGGACUCUGCUUCUCACAGCUCUGCCUCCACCUCCGCCUCCAUCUCCCCGCCUGCCCCGAGUCCUUCUGCUGGGCCUGGACUUGGCUCUCCACUGCUGCCUGCCUCCUGCCUUCCCGUCCCUCUGCUCAGCUCCCCCCC